Molecule: messenger RNA, 5527 nt
Organism: Linum trigynum
Lineage: Eukaryota; Viridiplantae; Streptophyta; Magnoliopsida; Malpighiales; Linaceae
Source: the annotation of a GenBank genome assembly
AUCUGGGUUUUCUCCUCUUCAUUUUUUCUCAUUUCAUCAUCAGCCACCUUCGAACACCCUCUCCAUUAUCUCUUUCCUUUGCAACCUUUUUCUCUCCCUUCAAGUCCAACAAAGAAGAAGAUGGCCACACCGGUGAUAGAGGUUGUGGCAAGAGAGAAGUUAUGCUCGCGCCGCGAUGCCUUGACUACUAAGGGAGGAUCUCCAUCAUGGGCGCUGGGAGUCUGGUCACCAGCGGUGGGUUCGUAUAGCUUCUCCACGAUCUGGGUAGAAGAAGAAACUGUAUGUGUACAUUUUGUGGUUAGGUUUGUUUUUGUUUCCUUUUUUAGUGUUUGACUUCUCCUUCUUCCUGAUUUCUUCUUCUUCUCGGUGGGUGCUCAGAAUGCAGUGAUCUGUGUGGGUUUGUGAAGGGAUGUAGAGGACGAGGUCGACCACGCGGAAACCUGCUGCUGCAGCUUGCAGUGUCGGACAAUCCCCGUGUCAUCGUCGGCGGGGACGAAGAUGGGUCAAUUGGGAGGAGAACGGAACAGAGUGCCAACGACUUUGCACUCGGACUGUGCAGGUCGGGACACAAUGCUAAAAGGCGAACCUCAGCUUCCUGGUGCAGGUUUUAAUCCACCUUGGUUGCUAUGCUGCUCAUUCUAUUGCUUUGUUCUGUUCUUUCUUUCUUGUUUUACUACUGUUGGCUUAUUCAUGCCAUUUUUGUUGCCUCUUAGUUCAAAGAGCGACGAAUCCUUAGGCAGAACUUUGAUGGGAGGGUGACUCCCUAGUCCCUACCCAAGGAAAAGAUGUCGGACGGCCAGAGUAAGUUAUUUUUUUAUGAGGGAAGACGUACUCCAUAGAAAUCAGCUUUACUAUUUUACCUUACUGUGGAAAUUAACACACUCAGUUGGUUUGGUUCUUCACUUUCUUUUCUUUUUUCCACUUUGGGGCUCUCUUCCUUUAAUUUUUUAGUUCAAUGGUGUUCGUUAGAGGUUGGAUUCUUUGGGCGCAAUGAAUAGGUUGGAAUUGAUUUUUAAUGUAGAAACUGUGAAUUUCUAUGCUUGCUCAUGCUCUGAGUGGGUACAACGAAUUCGUCUAUAGGGGGUAAGAAAUGUGGUUAUUUAGUUUAUGAAUUAGAGGUGUUGCUCUUUCACUUGAAUCUAGAUGUAACAAAAAAUUAUGUGAUCAUAACCACGAGGGCAGAAUAUCAAGAAGGUAUAUAUAUUACAACAUGAACAAUAACCAUCUCCAUCAACCUAUGGCAAGCAAUGCUUCAAAGGAUCGUAGUCGUUUGUACAUGCUAUAGAAGUAGUUUCUGUCUACUCAUGAAUAAUGAUUUUUGAGGAGGAGCUGAGUUGUUAGUCUGUAAUGUAUACCAUAUUUGUUGCGGUUUUGAACCCCUUUCCUAUUUUAAGUUGUAUCAGUCUGAGUUAAUGAAUGUCUCAUCAGCUGGUUUGUAAUGAAGGUGUUUUGGAUAUUGUACCAUAUAUUAAUGGAUAAGAAGAAUGACAGACAUGUUGAGUGAAUGGCAAUUACAUUUAGAUUGAGUAGUAUAUUUUUGUCACCUAUUUUGUUGUCCAUUUUCACUUCAUUUGUUCUUUAUUCGUUUGCCUCGGCUGAUAUUACUCCAAGAUCUAGAUGUUGAGCGCUUCUACUAUGCUAUAUAGUAUUGGUGCUUUAAUGUACAACUUGAAGUUGUACCAUAACAUUAAAUGUAUAUGUUUAGGUUGUACCAUAAAAGAAUUUGUAUCAUUAUGUUAUGGUACAACUUUACAACUUGAAGUUGUAUCAUCACACAAGGUACAAGUUUAAGUUGAACCAUAAAAGAAUUUGUACAAAAUGUAUAGGUACAAUCUGAAGUUUUACCAUAAUGUUAAAGGUACAAUUUCAAGUUGUACCAUAAAGGCAAAAACCUAUAACACCAAUACUAUAUAGCAUUGUAAAAUUCCUCAUAGAUGUUUUCAGCUGCCAAUUGUUCGUCUUAUUAAGAUAUGGAAGGUUCACUUUGUUUGUGUUUGUAACAUGAUACAGAUAAAGGAAGGAAAAACUUGGUUUCAGAGAGAGAAUUCAGCUUACAUAAAAUGAUUCUUUUGUUUUGUGUUUCUCUUGCCCUUCCAAUCUCAGUAUGUGAGUUUCUCUCUCUCAUUAUAUUAUAUAUUCUUUAAAAUAUAAAGAGUGGGUACGCUUUAUUGCUCAAAGCCGCUAUUUACUGUUUCACUUCUUGUCGUUUUUUGUGUGCUCCCUCACCGGCCUCCUUUGGCUUUGAACUUGCAGCGACCGCUUCUUGCUUCUGGAAGGCACGUUAUCCAGUCAGUUCGUCGCUCUGCUUUGCUUUCCCGCACAUUCAAACCAUGCCUUCCUUCUGCUUCUACAGUGUUGUCCUCUCCCCAACAGUUGGCUACGAUUGUACUGGGAGACAAAUGGUUCCCCUUUCCCCACUCCAUAAUCUCUUUCUUCUCUCUUGCAAGUUGCAACGAAAACCCUAAAAGUUUCCUCGCUGCUGCUCGCCAUGGAACCCGCUGCAGAGCACGACGGUAGCAAUGAAGAUUUGGAUGCCACAGUUUCGUCGAGUUCGUAAUCGAGCCCUAUCCAUGGUGAGGAACAACAAAAACUGACGGUGGUGGUGGUGGCGCUGGACCAGUAGGAGAAAAGGGUCAGAGUUGGUGGAACCGCCGAUGUUCAGGAUGGAAGACAGGAGAAGCUCGCGGCUGCCGAGGAGGGGACCUAGAAUGGCCACGACUCCCUGGCCGGGGAAAAGUAGGGCGGCGGCGGCACAAGCUAACCAUGGAGCUUGGAGCAGCAGCAGCAAACGUAAUUACAAAAACUGGUUUGGGAGGCCGGUGCCACUGACAUCAGGUUCCCGUUCACCAUCAAUGGUAGGCCAUCUUCAAGUUAGGACUUUAGAAUAGACAAUUUUGAGUGAAAGCACUCACAAGUUUUGAUCUUUAAGAGAGGGUUGAGCUAUGAACCUGAUAUUGUGGGAUUACCAGAUGGGGAAUGCUAACAAGAGAUGAUGUGAGAGGGGUCAAGAAGGUGACAAAAUUGCCACUUAAGGCUGAAACCAACCAAAUCUGAGCUACUACUGAAAAUCAAUUUACUAUUUAUGUUUUGUUCUUUAAUAUGUUUUUGUGCAGUGCACAAGCAAAGGGGCUUUAGUGUUCUUACUGCUUCUUUCUUUCACUUGCUGUUAUUAUUUCAAAGAUUGUAUCUUAUUACUACUUGGCUUUGUGUGGAGUCUGUUGUUGAGGAAUUUCACUCACUGUGGCAGGUCUAAAGGAAAAGUUCAUUGGAUUCACAUAAUAUAAGCAAGAUUUUUCAUUGUUUGUUCAUCUUGGUUUGAUGCUAUUAGCUCUACUAUUGCAUCAUUUCGAUACUUUUGAUUCUCUGGUCAGUGGGUGGAUAAUAGAUUAGAAAAUAUCCCGAUUGUGAUUAAUAAUGGAGUUAUCUAUUUUUAUGAAUUAUAAUGGAGGUUAAUGUAGAUAAAAUUUCUACCCUCCCUCUGUUCACCAUAAAAACGAGAACAAGGUUUCACAAAACUUGGACAAGAUGGACUUCAGAAUAUUUGUGGUGUUUUGUUGCACAUGAACAUGGGUAAGGCUUGAACAGAUUCUCUCUAUAUAUUAGUUGUUUCUCGGUUUUGACAGAAUUUCUGGUUUCACAUGUGAGCUUUGGUUGAAUUAUAGGUUAGUUUUCAUUUGCUUCUCUUGGAUUAAGCAAUGUUAAGGACACAGUUGGUGUCAGCAAGUUUUGAUAGUAAUGCUUAUGUUUCUAUGAUGCAUGUUCGUGGCUGAUUGCUUAUGGCAUUACAGUGGUCUCCUUUGAAGUUUCUUAUUCGGAUUUAUUUUUCCUUCUUUGUUGGAUUCAGAUUCCCUUAGAUUGAUUAGUUUGACAGAACGUGCCAGCCCAAAUCAGAGGACGAGAAAGCAGAGGUAAAAACACAGUAUCGGUUGGAUAUACUGGAGUUCACAUUGAACUAAAGUUGACAAUCAUUCAUGGUACUGAUCAAUGUUGUUUUAUCUCUUCCCCUUUAUCUUUAGUUCCUUUACCUUACUACCUGAUGUGUUAGGCUCUUUACGAAGUUGAAAUGCUUGAUUGAUGUCAUAGAGCCUCCAUUAUCAAUUGAUAGAGUAUGCCAGUUUAUAGUUUGUAAGAUUAAAUUCGGCCAAUGAUCAUACUUGCUUCAAUUGAACAAGAUAUGAUUUUCACAACUCUUUGGAGUCCCCUUUGUGAAAACAUUCACCGAAUUUAGAUGAACCAGCCAAUGAUCAUAGCACAUGCAUAUUCUCUAAACAUAUCCUUCCCCUUAUUUGUUUUUCAUCUCUUAAUCCAUCAGUCCCUUUUGUUUUUUUGAGUUUAUCUGAUGUCAAUUGCAUAUUUUGGUAUUAGAAUUAUGGCAACCAGAAACUGAUGUAUUCAGGGAAGUUUGCAGAUCAACCAACAAGUUGAAAGAAAGGUAAUUAGCUGCACUUUCUCCUUCGUUAAAAGUGACAACUACUACAAACCAUAUCUUUUUUUUGGAUUUGUAGGGUUAAGUAUUCUUACUCUUUUUCAUCUCUCUUGGAUUUAAGCUGAACUCAGCAGGUGGUUCAGGGGAUUUUUGUGAUGCUUACUUGACUUCUUCCUUUCUUAAUGCAAACUUGGAGAAACUACCGGCUGCUCAAUGAGGUCAAAUUCGUGGGGGAAAGUUUGGAGGAGACAGGUUGUAGAACUUUUCAGAACAUCUAAAACAUUUCAGGCAGUUUUCUCGCUUUGUGUUGGCAGAACGUUCUGAACAUGAAAUAUUAAUGCAUAAAUUUGUAUCAUCUUCCAUGGGUCAAUUUCUGCAUCAAAGCUCAAGGAAGUGAAAACCAAAAAGAAUGGUGGAGAAGGGGAAAGCAAGGUGAAUUAGACUACAGUGAGAAACCAAAUCGUCCAUUGGAGACAAAUACAAAAGGUGCAUUUACACUAUGAUUUGUUUUCUCAUGAUGUCUGUUUUUACCUUCCCGAACUGUUAAGUUUGCUUUGGCAUAAUAAGAAUGUUACCUUCUCGAUUGAUGCAGUUUAUUAUAAUUGGGUACACUUUUGGGCCUUCAUAGGAUAUUAGUUUUCCAGCGUCGGAGUGAAUUGAAUGCUUGCAUUGUUAAUUUACGGAGUGAAUUGAAUGCUUGCAUUGUUAAAUGAUGCAGGAAUAUCAGAAAGGAGGAACAAUUUCUCUACAAGCUCAAGGAAUCCAAACUUCUUCACCACCAUAGCUAAAGGUCGCCUGAAGCAUUGUUACAUUGUAGAUUCGUCCAUUUUUAUCAAACGAAAUUGUCUUCUUUUCCAAAGGAAGUUUCUAUCAAAUGCUUAUACUUUGGAGAUAUCUCUUAUCUGCAGUAAAUGGGGAAACUACUUGGAUUUUACUAAUUGUUUGAUAUUGUGUAGUUAUGAAGAGAUUCGGACCUUUAAACAUAAUUUGAUGUUUGAGAGCACCAUGCUGAUUGACUAUGGAAUUCACGAUGCGAAGGUUUGCCAACUACUUUCAGUAUUGUGAAAUUCAGCCCAAUGACAAGAAAACAACAAACUCAAU